AUGCAUAUCCCCCAAGUCGUUGUCACCGCCCUGGCUCUUUUCAGCCCAUGGGACAAGCACAUCUGGACUGCCUCGGAUGAUACCGUCCGUGGAGGUAUCAGCCAGUCCUACUUCGAUGUCCUUGAGCCCAAGACUCACGAGAACCCUUUCUCGCACCCCAUCGCCAAGUUCUAUGGACACUUGGAUCAUGAGACUCUUGGUGGCUCUGGCUUUGCCACGCAGCGUACGAUUGACGGUCUUCCACCCACUGAUCUCUCCCCCUACGACCGUCUUCUUCUUGAAAUCCCCUACUCGGACGGAAAGAUCUACACCAUCAACAUCAGGGACUCUGACGUCGAGACCAAGGAUGGCAAGGAUCAGCCUUCGGUCAACUGGGCUUAUGACUUCCAGCUUCCUGCUACCAAGAUCACCAAAGGAGAGAUCGAACUUCACCAGGUUGUAAUCUACUUCAAGGAUCUUGUCCCUACUGUUCGAGGAACCGUUCAGAAGGAUGCUAAGCCUCUUGAUCUGCACAACAUUCUUGGUGCCAGUAUCAUGAUUCGCAGCUUCGAGACCACCCAGCAAGGCGACUUUGAGCUCAGAAUCAAGUCUGUCACUGCUUUGGGACAGGAUUGCGAGGCCCCAAAGAUUGAAGUCUCUUGCGAGAAACUGUGCGGCAAGAAAAUCGAGGUGUACUAA
Molecule: messenger RNA, 678 nt
Organism: Fusarium venenatum
Lineage: Eukaryota; Fungi; Ascomycota; Sordariomycetes; Hypocreales; Nectriaceae
Product: complex I intermediate-associated protein 30-domain-containing protein
Biological process (GO): NADH dehydrogenase complex assembly
Source: RefSeq, a predicted model, not a curated record